Molecule: messenger RNA, 666 nt
Organism: Cladophialophora psammophila CBS 110553
Lineage: Eukaryota; Fungi; Ascomycota; Eurotiomycetes; Chaetothyriales; Herpotrichiellaceae
Exons: 2
Coding region: 1-666 (221 amino acids)
Source: RefSeq, a predicted model, not a curated record
AUGGCCACGCUCAGGAAUGCCAUCACCAUAUCUAUGGGGAUCAACGACGAGUUUGCAUUGACAUAUGGCUCAUGGCUCCAGCAAUGCACCAUCUCUUUUUAUCUACUUUCCGAGAAAUCAAAACUGGCUUCAGCAUUUAUGCUGUUGUUUUGGAGCUUAGGCACUCUACUGCUCAUAGAACAGCUUCAUCGCGCAUCCAACAUACUUCCUGUCGUCGAGAGACAGCCCCUGCUGGACAAGGCGCUGAUUUACCAGAGAGAGGCUGUUACGUCUCUUCUCACAAUAGCGCAACGAAUUGUGGACGUAUCGGCAAUGGGCCAGUUUAGACUCAUCAAUAGUGUUCAAGCAAAGAUGGAUUUCAUCUCACACCAUGCAAAUACGGCCCUGGUGGUCCUGGCCCUCUCCAAGGCAAUCGAACAUACUAUUGACCUGCAUAUAUCAGCCGAUCAACAUGGCGACUUGACUUCGACACACCUCUCUAACACGGAUCCAGACUCGGAGUGGGUUGCCAGUAUGAAGCCUUUGCUCACGUGCUUUUUGACGCUCGACUCGACUGUGUCUGGAGCGAUUACUGCGAGACCGGCGUUGCAGAGGCUUAUGCAGCAAUAUGGUGAUAUCCUGAUGGAUUGUUGGUCACACGAAGACGUGGACAAUCUAUCACAAUGA